AUGCCCAGUUCAAAUCACCCGGUGCGAGCUUCGCCCCAACCCGAGCAGAGUCUCAUCCUCGACGAUGAUCUCCCAGCCUCUUUAUUGGAAAAUAUUGAUCUGGAAGAGUGGUACGGCGAUAUCGAUGACAUUGGGCAUGAGUCACAUCAUGUUCACACAUUUUUCCAGCAACUCCUCUCACAUUGGAUUCAAACCUCGACGAUCGGCUCCAUUCGGCUCCCGCAAAAUAUGCACGAGUUCCCAUAUGAGUCAAAACCGGAUUUGGCCAUGUGUUAUGGUUCAAAUAAUCAGCCGCCAUAUAUUCUUCUCUUUCUGGGGGAGGAAAGUGAGUUCCCUGAUCGUGAGGGGCUGGCAGAAAGGCUCCGAGAAAUGGCGACGUCAUAUUUAAGGAGUAUGGGUCAAAUAGAGAGUGAAGUCAUGAUCGCCGGUAUUGCUGCCCUUGGGAAAAGGGUAAAAUUCUCUAUUUGGACGCGACAACCUGGCAGCGAAAGAGUCGAAAUCUCGCCUUCUUAUUGGAGAUCGGGUGACUUGAGGGGCAGCCCGGAAAACUGGGGCAUGAGUAUAGAGGAUCCUUUGUUUCGAAGAUUCCUCUGCGAAGUGGCCGAAUAUGGAUAUCGCAAAGCCCUGAAUGCUUUGUACUAG
Molecule: messenger RNA, 642 nt
Organism: Penicillium malachiteum
Lineage: Eukaryota; Fungi; Ascomycota; Eurotiomycetes; Eurotiales; Aspergillaceae
Exons: 2
Coding region: 1-642 (213 amino acids)
Source: RefSeq, a predicted model, not a curated record